AUGGUCGCACCUCCUGGCUAUGAUGCAUUGCGGUUCGGCUGCCUGCACGAUGCCAAGUAUGACUCCGUCGGUCGACGCUUGGCGACGGCUUCAUCUGACGGGGUUGUCAGGAUUUGGUGUGCAGACAGCCACCAGAUGGUAGCACAGCUGCCAGCUCACCAGGCCGCUGUGCUGGUCGUGGGCUGGGCUCCAAAGAAGACCCUCCCUGUUCAGCUGGUGAGUGGUGCAGCAGACGGAAGCAUAUUGCUGUGGCGAGAACAGCAAAGUCAGUGGAGCUCGGUGCACCAGCUCACGGUGAGAGGGUCGGCGGUUGCUGCAAGCUUUCGACCUGCUGAGUAUGGCCUCAUGCUGGCCGUCGCCGGCAGUGAGAGUCCGGAGAUAGUUUUCCUUACGCGCAAGGAGGUUGUGGCAAGUCCCGUCCUCCCGGCCGGAGAGCAGUGGCUCUCGAAGGUUCUGGAGGCCCACGCCACAGGUCUGGUGGGCUUGUGCUGGGCACCAGCAGCCAGUCCAGCCACGCUGGCAGCCGGCCCGGCGGCGGCCCGAGCUGCAGCUCGAGCUCCCCUGCGGCUGGUCUCGGCAUCGAGCGACUCUGUCAAGAUUUGGCGAGGAGACGAGAAGAGCGACGCGUGGUCCUUGCAACAUGAGUUAGUUGAGAGAGGAUCUGGGCCGGCAGUCCGUGAUGUUGCAUGGAGGCCCAAUCUGGGAAUACCGUCCAGUUCUAUCGCAGUGUGCUUUGAGGAUGGACUUCUCCAACUAUGGUGGCAGGACAUGGACGGACAACCCUGGAACCUUUCGACUUCCUGGAACCUGGGCGAGGAACCUUUCCGACUCUGUUGGUCUACUGCCGGCUCCCUGCUCGCCGUGACGGGCAAAGAGCAAAGCCACCUCUUCAAGGAGGCAAAGGCAGGGCAAUGGGCAAACGCCUGCCAGCUUGGCGAGUAG
Molecule: messenger RNA, 942 nt
Organism: Symbiodinium sp. CCMP2456
Lineage: Eukaryota; Dinophyceae; Suessiales; Symbiodiniaceae
Source: the annotation of a GenBank genome assembly